AUGGGCGACUCGUACCGCCCACCUCCUCCACGCGACCGUGGCGGUGGCGGCUACAACGACAACAAUGGUUACACCUUCCGUGGCGCCGCCGACACCUACCGCCCCCCGCAACACCGCCCACAAGAGCGCUUCUCCUUCAACCCACCAUCAGGCCCCGCGGCCCCUCAUUUCCCUGCUCAGCAGCCACCACCACGUGCCCAGCGGCCCAACCGAUUCGGCGCGAAUAAGAAUCGCGACCGCGGCAGAGGCGGACGUCAGCAAGGCGGUGCACCAUAUCGCCGCAUACCAAAGCCGGCCCACGCACGCGAACUCUUGAGCCGAAAAGACCGCGAGACCACCCCAGAGCAGCUCGUCGGCAUGAACACCGACGGCCAGCACCGCUAUGUGGAGAAGACGUCAGACAGUGAAGAUGAAGACGAUACCAGCGACAGCGAUGACACCAGCGAAGAAGACGGAGAACACGGCCAAGCACGCAAGCGUGUCAAGGUCGAUGAUGAGGCAGAACCUGCACGUCCGAAGUGGUCCAACCCUGACCCUUACAGCGUCUUACCACCUACCGAUCUGGGCCUCCAGCCGAAGAAGGACAUUGUCCAAACCAUUCGCAAGGCCAAGGUGGAUGCGUCGAGCCACAGCGAUGCCACCAACGCCAUCAAAGAGAACGUUGACUUCAUAUCUUUUGACUUCGGUGACGAAGUGGACAAAGAUGAAGACAUGGACAAGGAAGAUGGUGCAGCGAGCGCAUCCGGCAAGCCGUGGAAGCCCACCGAUCGCGAGGUCGCAGAGAAGCUUACUGGAUCGAAGAAAGAUGGAAAGAAGCGCAAGCGCGUCGAGGAGCAGUCGGACCGUUGUGGAGACAUUGUCGACGAAUGGGUGGCGGAUCCAAACAGCACCACCUCACUUCCUUGGCACAAGACUGACGAGAACUUCACAUCCAGCACUGGCUUGCAGCUGCAUCUCGAAAUCAUCGACUUUUACCAGUACGUCCGCCCGCUUCAAUACGAAGAAGACGUGCGCAGAGACAUCAUCGACCGCAUCGAGUAUGCCGUGCGCGACUGGGAUCGAGCCUACCAGCAUGACGUGAGGAUCAAGUCGUUUGGCUCAUUCGCCUCUGGUCUGUACCUCCCCACCGCUGACAUGGACUUGGUUGCCGUUUCUCGAUCCUACAUGGACGGUGGACCGCCAGCCUUUUGUCGGUCGGGCGGUGACAUGCACCGUCUGAGCAGAUACCUCGUGGACCAAGGUAUUGCGAAGAGCGGUACUGUGACUGUGGUCACGAGAGCCAAAGUGCCAAUCAUCAAAUUCAUUGACGACAGAACUAGCAUCAAGGUCGACAUCUCCUUCGAGAACGACUCCGGCCUCCGUGCCAUCGACACCUUCUUGAGAUGGAAGGAGCAGUAUCCCGAGAUGCCGUUCCUCGUGGUAAUCAUCAAGCAAUUUCUCGCGAUGCGUGGCCUCAACGAAGUCUUCGGCGGUGGCCUUGGCGGUUUCACGAUCAUCUGUUUGGUAGUGAGUAUGCUGCAAUUGAUGCCAGCCAACCAACGCCAGUCUGAGGACAUGGCUUCACAGUAUGGCAUGCUGUUGAGAGAUUUUUUCGAUCUCUAUGGCAACAAGUUCAACCUGGAGCAUACGGGUAUCAAGAUGAAUCCUCCUGGAUUGUUCAACAAGAAGGACCGACGUGCUAUCCAGGCCAAGAUCAACGUAAUGGGCUUGACCAUCAUCGAUCCCAACAGGCCCGACAACGACAUUUCCGGUGGCUCUCGAAGGGUCCGGGAUGUCUUUCAAUACUUCCGAGAAGCACUUCACGCCAUUCAGGAGCAAAUGACCAAGAUUCGCCUUGGCAAGGCAGAGACUUCCAGCAUACUGGGCUGCAUUCUGGCCGGCAAUUACACGUCCUUCGAGGAACAGCGUGACAUCCUGGAUCGCGUUCACCGUACCUAUUCUACAAUCAACCGGCCAUCCCCUCCUCCACGCCCGAAUCCGACCAUGUAUCCAGCAGCGCCGCCCACUCAACACGGAUGGGUUACAUACGCACAGCAGGUGCCUCCACCAUCGCGUGAGGGACACUACUACGCACUUUCCAAUGCUCACGGCUACCAACAACCACCAGUACCAUAUCAUCCACCGCAGGCCCAACAGCAUCUUCCGCUUCCAGCCCGACCACUUCAGCUGGCACCAGGCUUGCAACCAGGGCAUGUCCUUCCACCAAAGCAGUCGAAGAAGGCGAAAAAGAACAAGAAGGGCAAGAACCUUCUGAACAGUACGCACGAGGAACCGACGAAGAAAUCGAAAGCACAAAAGAAGAAGGAACGGAGGGAGAGGAAGAAGCUUGGGAACGCCACGCUAGGAGAUUCUCAAGCACCACAGGUGAAGAAGAAGAAAGACAAGAAAAAGAAACCCGACACUGAAACAGAAAGAAAGGCGAUGGCAAAGGAAGAGAGGGAUAAGCGGGCGAAGAAGCGCCACGACACCCUCUAA
Molecule: messenger RNA, 2475 nt
Organism: Zasmidium cellare ATCC 36951
Lineage: Eukaryota; Fungi; Ascomycota; Dothideomycetes; Mycosphaerellales; Mycosphaerellaceae
Exons: 5
Coding region: 1-2475 (824 amino acids)
Biological process (GO): RNA 3'-end processing
Cellular component (GO): nucleolus; TRAMP complex
Molecular function (GO): poly(A) RNA polymerase activity; mRNA binding
Source: RefSeq, a predicted model, not a curated record